Malassezia globosa CBS 7966 is the source of this 570-nucleotide messenger RNA. RefSeq lists its product as uncharacterized. The record is from RefSeq and is a predicted model, not a curated record. The transcript has a single exon. The coding region runs from base 1 to 570 and encodes 189 amino acids. Lineage: Eukaryota; Fungi; Basidiomycota; Malasseziomycetes; Malasseziales; Malasseziaceae. Gene Ontology annotation, cellular component: NatA complex. Gene Ontology annotation, molecular function: N-acetyltransferase activity. Gene Ontology annotation, biological process: mitotic sister chromatid cohesion.
AUGUCGUGGUCACUACCAGCCACAGCUUAUGUGGCACGAGUGAAGCCGCAGGUCGACGCGCCUGUGCGAACGCACAUCGCUGCUCGAUCAAAUUUGUGUGUUACAGAUGUGACUUCCAACAACAUCAACCAGGUUCGGAGAUUAAACGCGGCGCUUUUCCCCGAAACAUCCUCCGAGGAAAUAUACAAACAAGCGCUUGAUAAGGACACGAACUCGUUGUAUCAGCUUGCGCUCUUUAACGAUAUUCCUGUGGGCGACAUAUGCUGUCGAGUCGAGGAUGGAUCCGAUCCAACUAAGUGCAAAAUAUAUGUUAUGGUGAUCGGCGUGCUGGCGCCGUACCGACGUCUGGGUCUCGCAACGGUACUGAUCAAGCACAUCCUCAACACGGCUCCCCCAGGGUCGGUGUUCGCUGGACGCCGAGUAGAAUCCAUCUAUCUUCAUGUACAAACAAGUAAUGAGAUCGCCCGUGCGUUCUACGAACGCUUGGGCUUUGCUCUUACCCAAACGAUUCCCUCCUACUACUCACACUCAGAGCCGACAAGUGCAUGGGUUUUUGAAAAACGGGCAUAA